AUGCAAUUGUAUACACCAGCAUAUAUUCUUUCGCCAAAAUCAGAUUUUCAUUUUAAACCAUUUACUGAUAUAACAGAACAAACAAAUAUAAAUGGAAGUAUUUUAUUUUGUUCAUAUUGUCUAUCAGAUGGUCAACGAUAUCUUUUAACAGCAUGUUGCGAUGAUCGAGGAGAAUUAUUAGAAACAUGUUCAAUUAAUAUUGAAGUACCAGAUAGACAUAAAAGAAAAAUUCAACAUGCUCGACGAAUUGAUCUACAAAAAUUAUGGGAUUUUAUAAUGCGUAUUGUUACAAGUACAACAAUGCCAUGGAGAAUUGUUAUUGGACGAUUAGGAAGACUUGAUCAUGGAGAAUUAAAAAAUUGGGGAGUAAUAUUAUCAAAAAAGAAUCUUGUCCGUUGUGCUACAUUAAUACGUGAAUCAUGUUCAAUGUGUCAUAUUUUACGUAGGCAUGAUCAUCCAGUUAUAUUAUCAGCAUGUUUAAUAUCUAUGGAAACACAUCCAUUAUUAACUAUUCUACCAGAAUCACUUGAACUUGGAGAAAUGCGUGGAACACAACCAUCAAAUAAUAAUACAACAACAAUGCAAAAUAGUGGACAAGUUUUAAGUGAUGUUUCAGUAACACAUAUUCUUACAUUACCAACAUCAGCAUCUGUACAGCAUGUACAAGCCAUUCCUCGACCAAAUGAUCCUCGUCAAUCACCAAUCUAUAAUGAAGAUGAUUUAUUUAAUUCAAUAUUUGAAGGAUUUGAUACUGAUCCAUUUGAUUCUGAAGUUGAUUUAAAUGAUAUACCAUCAUUACAUCAACAACCACUUGCACUUGGUUUUUAUGUUUCAACAAUAGGUACAUUAAAUUCUUUACCAAUAUGGAUGUUACAAGGAAAAUCAAAUCAACGAUUAAAUAACACAUCAAGUGUAUUUAAAGCAACAUUACAUGUUAGUGUACCUAAUGCUCAACAUUCAGAUGAUAUGUUAUUUGCUCAAAAUCAUGAUCAAAAAUCCAUUCAUCCACUUGAUUCAAAUUAUACAUAUGUUGUACUUAGACAUGUUCUUGAAUCUUAUAAUCGUUUAUCGUGGUUAUUAAUAGAUGCUAAAACUAAUGAACGUGCUAGUUGUUUACCAAUUCAUAUGGAAACAUUAUUAAAAUUAUAUCAUGCUUUUAUUAAAUUUGUAUAA
Molecule: messenger RNA, 1173 nt
Organism: Rotaria sp. Silwood1
Lineage: Eukaryota; Metazoa; Rotifera; Eurotatoria; Philodinida; Philodinidae
Source: the annotation of a GenBank genome assembly